GCGGCGGGAGACCGGAGCGGCGUGUCCGCUGGAUCUGCGCGGGGUCUGCGCCUCUGGCUCUGCAACGGGAACGAGAAGCGCGGCGGAGCCCCCGGGAAAGCCCUGUGUGUGUGUGUGGAGCUAGGUGGGAUUGACUGAGCGUGAGCCGUGCUGUGACCGCGCACCGGGCAGGAGGGGGUUGAUCGCCGGGAGCGCGCUUCUCCACCUCUACGAAGCGAAGGCUGGCAGAGGCGCGCGCAGCUCACUCACUCGCUCUCUCUCUCUCUCUGUCUCGCUCGCUCGCUCUCUUUGUGGGCGAAUGCAAUGAGAAGCGGCAGCGCCCGGCGUGUUUAACGCAACGGGAGCGCGGCGCGUUCCGUUCGCGAAGAUGGUCUUGGGCUGUGGAGCGCGGACGGCUCGAUGCGAAGCAUGUUCGAAAGGCAGCGCUGCCGCGCCGCUCUCCUCGUCUCUCGUCCCGACUACUGCUCGACGGCGCGCCCCCGUGAAAGGAGGCACUCGUGAGGGCGAUCAGCAACUGUGAGCGUACCCGUACCCGUACCUGUACCCGUGCCCGUGCCUCUACGUGUACCUGUACGUGUCCCCGCGCAGCCACUCGGAUGGACCUGGAGAACAUCGUGGCCAACACGGUGCUGCUGAAGGCCAGGGAAGGUGGAGGAGGGAAGCGGAAAGGGAGAAGCAAGAAAUGGAGGGAGAUCCUGCGCUUCCCUCACAUCAGCCAGUGCGUCGAGCUGAGGAACAGCAUCGAGCGCGACUACUUCAGCCUGUGCGAGAAACAGCCCAUCGGCAGACUCCUGUUCCGGCACUUCUGUGAGACCAAGCCUGGGCUCAUGCGAUGCAUCCAUCUCCUGGACGCCAUGGAGGACUACGAGGUGACGCCAGACGAGAAGCGCAAGAGCCGAGGAGAGCAGAUCAUACAGAGGUUCCUCAGCAAACAGUCGCCUGAUUACGUGCCGGAAGUAGGAGAGGACCAUGCGCAGCAGUGUCGGGAGAACCUGGAGAUCAGUCCCUGCAAAGAGAUCUUCAGCAGCUGUCGAAGAACUCUCCACGAGCACUUAAGUGGGACCCCCUUCCGCGACUAUCAGGAAAGCAUGUAUUUUGACCGGUUUUUACAGUGGAAAAUGUUGGAAAGACAGCCGGUAACAAAAGAUACGUUUCGACAGUACCGUGUGCUAGGAAAAGGAGGGUUUGGGGAGGUGUGUGCGUGCCAGGUACGGGCCACGGGCAAGAUGUACGCCUGCAAGAAGCUGGAGAAGAAGCGCAUCAAGAAGCGGAAGGGCGAGUCCAUGGCUCUCAACGAGAAGCAGAUCCUCGAGAAAGUGAAUAGCCGAUUUGUCGUCAGCCUUGCGUACGCCUAUGAAACCAAAGACGCCCUGUGUUUGGUGUUGACCAUCAUGAAUGGUGGGGACCUCAAGUUCCACAUCUACAACAUGGGCACACCUGGGUUCGAGAAAGAGAGAGUGCAGUUCUACGCUGCUGAGAUCUGUUGUGGUCUGGACCACCUGCACAGGGAAUCCAUUGUGUACAGGGACCUGAAGCCAGAGAAUAUUCUUUUAGAUGACCAUGGUCACAUCAGGAUAUCUGACUUGGGUCUGGCCAUCAAGGUGCCCGAGGGGGAGCUCAUCCGGGGCAGAGUGGGGACCGUGGGUUAUAUGGCCCCAGAGGUGAUCAACAAUGAGAAGUACGCCAUGAGUCCUGACUGGUGGGGCCUCGGCUGCCUUAUCUACGAGAUGACAGCAGGACGGUCGCCCUUUCGAGCGCGCAAGGAACGAGUGAAGAGGGAAGAGGUGGAGAAGCGGGUGCAGGAGGAGCAGGAGGAGUACAGUGACCGGUUCACCGAGGAUGCCAAGGCCAUCUGCAGGAUGUUACUGACCAAAGACCCAAAGCAGCGACUGGGAUGCCAGCUGGUUAGGGCAGACGCAGUGAAGGCACACCCCUUUUUCGAGAACAUCAACUUCAAGCGGUUGGAGGCUGGCAUUCUAGAGCCCUCCUUUGUGCCUGAUCCCAGAGCCGUCUACUGCAAGGACGUCCUGGACAUCGAGCAAUUCUCCACCGUCAAAGGUGUUAACCUGGACCACACUGACAAUGAGUUCUACAGCAAAUUCGCCACCGGGAGCGUUCCCAUUCCCUGGCAGAAUGAGAUGAUUGAGACGGAGUGUUUUAAAGACCUGAAUGUGUUCGGGCCCCACGGUUUACGGACCCCGGACCUGGACUGGUCCCAGCCCCCUGAGCCCCCCCGCCGCAGCCUGCUGGACAGGAUCUUCAGGAGACACCACCCAGAGGUGUCCAUUGGCCACAGCCGUGUCUCGUCUUCCAGUGUGAACUCUGUGGAUUCUAUAUCAAACUCUGCCCCCUAGCGGAUUACCACAGCAUCAUGCUGUGGAGAACGAGCUGUUCCACUACUGAUGGACAGGUCUCAGUGAGUCAAAUCAGCAGCCAUCCUGGGCUAUCUGAGCUGAAGACACCAUUGGUCUUGAGUGAAGCUAAACGGGGGUCCGAGAGUCCACUGGAGCAAGCAGGAUGUCCUGCGGGAAAAGAGAGGAGCAGAGAACAGGCGGUGACCGUGGUGGUGCUCAGGAUUACUGGACCACAGGAGCAUGACCAAUGGUGACAAAAAAUAAAGGAAAAAAUAUCAGGGCAUCUGUUUUUUAAAAGGACAAGCAUCGCAGGGAAUUAAGUCAGUGUCUUUUUCAUGACUAAAAUACACACACAUUUUCUCUUCCUCAUUUUCUCUGUGACACACACACACACACACACACACACACACACACACACAAUGUAACAACACAAACCUCAAGACAAACUUUGUUUUGCCUUGUAUAAUCUCAGGCCAAAGAUUGUUUUAAUGUUUUAGCUGUUCCUGAAAGGUCUGAUGCAACCAAACAUUUUUUGUACAGACAAAAGUAGGAUGAAUGAGACUUAAGUGUUUUUUUUUUUUCCCCUCAGUUGUUAGCAAAUGGGAUUUUCCACUCCAUUAAUAGACUGAUCAAAACACAACAGGGCUAAAGGCAAUCCUCAGCUGGAACACGUGAUGGGGAGCAGGUAAUAGCACCUAAGCAUUUGUGCUGUGUGAGAUGUCUAGGAAGCGAGAAGUACACCGAUACACAAGUGCUGUAUCACUGCUGGUUAUGUCAUGUCCUAGAAAUCAUGAUGAAAAUAUUUGGAUUAAAAAAAUUACAAUCUUUCUGCAGAUAUGUCAGCUGUAUAGAAACUGGUUCAAAGACAAAAUGAAUCCCACAUUGCUAUGAAAAAGUUAUUUCCAAAGGUGGCGUACAACAAACUGCAGACCCUAUGGUCCAGGUAGACCGUGAUGGUCCAGCACUCGGAGAGAUGCUGCCCCUGUAAGCGCAGACACAGGCCAAGUUCACACAGUCACUGUAGGUGGAACCUUUGGAUCCCCACCUUCCUCUAAACCUGUAGUAGUACUUCAUUCACAAAAUUACUGCCAGCUUUUUUUAAUCAGACCUUGUAUGUUGCAUAAUAGACAGCACAGAAUUGAUUUUAGACUUGAAAGAAACAAUAUGGGAGGAAGAAAAGUCAAUCAAUAUUCUGCAUAUGCAUUAUAUAAAGUUUGCAUUGAAGACCCUUGCUGCUCUUCAGUUGUCACAAAUAAUGAUGUGGAGCAAUGGCAUUGUCACCAAUAAACUUAUGAGACAUUCUGCCCAGUUCAGUUAUUGUCAUAUAAUCAAACUGGUGCAGUCCUUGUCUCAAAAGUGACAGAAGACUGUGUGUUAAACUACUUUACAGGGCACAGUGUGUAUAUUGUUUUGCAUUUUGCUCACAGUUAAUGCUUUGAGGCUGUUUUCCCAUUUCCUCCCUGCACACAGCAUUAUUGUAUCUACAUCUAUGGCUUGAAAGAAACUUAUUGGAAGAUCACUAACAAUUCAUAACUGUGUACUAUGGGGGGCAGAGCUGGCCUGUUAUGUGAUACUAACCAAGGGGUGGUGAGGGGUCAGCUGGUGCUUAGUAAGUACUUGAGCAGUGUACCAACUUCUGUUUGAGGCUACUGUGGCUUCAGGAAGUGUGUGGGCAUGCCUGGUGGUAGUGUAAUGUUCAGGGCUGCUGCUUUUGAACCCAAAGG
Molecule: messenger RNA, 4078 nt
Organism: Scleropages formosus (Asian bonytongue)
Lineage: Eukaryota; Metazoa; Chordata; Actinopteri; Osteoglossiformes; Osteoglossidae
Product: G protein-coupled receptor kinase 5-like
Exons: 16
Coding region: 597-2354 (585 amino acids)
Biological process (GO): signal transduction; protein phosphorylation; regulation of signal transduction
Cellular component (GO): cytoplasm
Molecular function (GO): ATP binding; G protein-coupled receptor kinase activity
Source: RefSeq, a predicted model, not a curated record